Messenger RNA from Salvia miltiorrhiza (redroot sage), 916 nucleotides. RefSeq lists its product as uncharacterized. Lineage: Eukaryota; Viridiplantae; Streptophyta; Magnoliopsida; Lamiales; Lamiaceae. The record is from RefSeq and is a predicted model, not a curated record. Gene Ontology annotation, molecular function: protein phosphatase inhibitor activity. The coding region runs from base 111 to 452 and encodes 113 amino acids. Gene Ontology annotation, cellular component: cytoplasm. The transcript is spliced from 6 exons.
CCCUCUUUUAUCCUUCUUGAGCCCUAAUUCCCCCUUCUCCCUCGUCUGCAUCUUCAAUCCCAGAGUUUGGGACACAGCAGCAGAUUCAAGAAAAGUGUUGUGGCAAGAAUAUGUCAGGCGCCGAGGAAGAAAGAGAACAAGGGGAAAUCGUCAUGGAAGAUGCUGAAAAGUCCCCUCCAACAGCACAACAGGAGGAGGCGGUUGUCAAGAAAAAAUACGGAGGAAUGAUGCCUAAGAAACCACCGCUAAUUUCUAAGGAUCAUGAACGAGCCUAUUUUGACUCCGCUGAUUGGGCAUUGGGAAAGCAAGGUGCAGCGAAGCCCAAAGGACCACUUGAGGCUCUGCGGCCAAAGUUACAGCCUACACAACAGCAGACGCGGUACCGCAAGUCUCCCUAUGCACCACCGGAAGGUGAAGGUAUGUGCGGUUCUUUCUCUUUUUGUAAUUCCUGAAGAUAAACAUUUUCUAAAUCAAUUUUCUUUGCCUUAAAUUGUUCUUUGGCUGUAACAUUACUUUGUUUCUAUACUCUAAUCCUUCCUGGGAAAAAAGUUAUGCUCAAAAAAUAUCUUUUGAUAUGCGACAUAAUUAAACGGAUUUAGUUUUUCCAUAAUCGCGGUUGCUCACGGAGGUGGUUAACUAGAUCCGGUAUCCUUGUGUAGAGGGACAUGUGCCGCUGUCGUAAGAUGCAGCUGCAAAUGAAUGAGAAGCAACCCUUAAUCCUCAGGUUGGGAAGUUCCUCCAACAUUAGUGAAAUAAGAUGUGAAAACAUAUUAUUCUAAAGAGAUAGAAUGCACCAUGCCUUGAUCCUGUAAUGUGAGGCCUUCCUGAUCCCUGACUGUUGUUGUAUACUAUGUUUUCUUAUUGAUUAUCAGUCACCAAUGAGUUUACAAUCUAUAUUACAAACUCAAUUGUCUUU